CACUUGUUCCCUUUGUUAUGGUGAGUGGUGGCAGUUGGCCGUGAUUGUUAUGAUUUUACCAUGAAAGUGAGCUUUGUACGAGUGUGAAGUUUAUAUGAAAUAUUUUUGGUGAAAACUUCCAUUAGUGCAUCCAAUCAACGUAAAAGAUGAUCGAAAAGUUAUAUAUCAUAUAUUCACCGUACAAGUGGUAAAAUGUAGGCCCUGAAAAUGUCGUAAAUAAUCAGUUUCUGCGUGUUAGUAAUAUUUCUGAAAAGUUCCGACAAGUCAAGAGCUGUAUAGAAGCAAUCUGAUUCUCAAUGCGUGAGAAAAUUGAAUCCUUUUAUGUAUAUGCAUGAAGUAUUGAAAAAUGCGUACUUCCAUAAAUGACUAAUGCGAAGUAAAUAACAGAUCCAUAGAAUAUAGAAAACAUAUGAUUAAGAAGUAUAUGGAUACUUAUGUAAGUGUCUGGUAGCCAGCCACUAUUAAUAUUUAUAACAGAAAACUACAAUAAAGUAUAUAUAUAUUUGUAUUAGCGAUGUAUCUGCAAGGUACAUCAUCGUUUUAUUAUAUAGAGAAGUUCUUUGUAGCGAAUCAAACAGUGUGUGAUGCAUAUGCAAUUAGUGAAUUGAAGAAGCAACUAUUAUAUUGUAUAUAUAAGUCAUUUUUCUAUAAAUAUUAACUUCGGAAAACAUGCAUAGCAACAGAGAUGAGAAACCAUAUAAAUGUUUUGUGUGUAGCAAACCCUUUGCACAGGUGAGUGCAUUAAAAAAACAUGCAUUUUUCCACACUGGUGAGAAGCCAUAUAAAUGUGAAAUAUGCAGCAUAUCUGUUGCAAGCAAAAGUGCAUUAAAAAAUCAUCUGUUUAUCCACACUGGUGAGAAACCUCACAAAUGUGAACUAUGCAGCAAAUCGUAUGUCUGGAAACAUCACUUAAAAAUUCACAUGUUUUCACAUACUGGAGAAAGACCGCAUAAAUGUGGUAUGUGCAUCAAGGCAUUUGCAGUCAAAAAUGACUUAACAGCACACAUGCUGACACACACAGGUGAGAAACCACAUGCCUGUGUAAUAUGCAGUAAAUCGUUUGCUCGAAAAACUCACUUAAGAGGGCACAUGCGUAUUCACACUGGAGAAAAACCACAUGCAUGUGAUGUAUGCAAUGAGUCGUUUUCGACGAGAAAUUACUUAAACAAGCACAUGAUUAUCCAUGAGGAUGACAAACUUGGGGGUGAGAAAUUACAUGCAUGUAAUAUAUGUAGCAAGUCAUUUAAACUAAAGAGUCAGUUAAGGGUGCACAUGCUUGCUCACACCAAUGUGAAGCCAUAUGAAUGCAAUACAUGCAAUAAGUCCUUUUCACAGAAAGGUCACCUUGAGCGUCACAUGCUUAUCCACAGUGGUGAGAAGCCAUUCGAAUGCGACAUUUGUCUUAAGUCCUUUGCUCGCAAAUGCCAUUUAAAGCAGCAUAAGCUUAUUCAUUCUGGUGAGAAAACGCAUCAGUGUAAUAUAUGUGAUAAGACAUUCGCGUGUAAAAGUUACUUAACUUUACAUAUGCGUACUCACACUGGUGAGAAACCAUUUAAAUGUGAUGUAUGUAGUAAAUCAUUUUCACAGAAAGCUUAUUUGAAAUCGCAUAUGCAUAUCCAUACUGAUAAGAAAGAUAAUGCACAAGAUUGGACAAGUGCUCAAUAUUGGGCACACCAGAGCCUUUUACUCGGCUUUAAGACUUCUUUAUGUGGUUAACUAAAUAGGUGAUGGAAUUGUAGAGUGUUUCCAGUUUUUUGAUAGUUGAAUGUUUUUUUUUUUAAUUUUAUUUUAAAUUGAAAUGAUAUAAAAUUAACCAUUUUGUAAAUAUUGUAAUGUAAUCUAAGUUAAAAUAACUUCAGUUUAGACAAGCUACAGUAAUAUUUAAGCUGCAGCAGUAUUUAAGUACUGAUUUUUUCAUGAUUUUUAAUUAAGGAACAUUGAAUUAUAUUCAGAAAUUUCAUUGCUUAUUUUUAUUAUUUUUACUGAAAUGACUUUCAUUUUGGUUUUUGAUAAAUGUAAAAAGUUUCUACCCUAAAAUAUUUAAAUAAAAAAGU
Molecule: messenger RNA, 2054 nt
Organism: Stegodyphus dumicola
Lineage: Eukaryota; Metazoa; Arthropoda; Arachnida; Araneae; Eresidae
Biological process (GO): regulation of transcription by RNA polymerase II
Molecular function (GO): RNA polymerase II cis-regulatory region sequence-specific DNA binding; DNA-binding transcription factor activity
Source: RefSeq, a predicted model, not a curated record